Molecule: messenger RNA, 5598 nt
Organism: Dunckerocampus dactyliophorus (ringed pipefish)
Lineage: Eukaryota; Metazoa; Chordata; Actinopteri; Syngnathiformes; Syngnathidae
Gene: spon2a
Product: spondin 2a, extracellular matrix protein
Exons: 14
Coding region: 3052-4137 (361 amino acids)
Biological process (GO): cell adhesion
Cellular component (GO): extracellular matrix
Source: RefSeq, a predicted model, not a curated record
UCGGGCCUAAGAUUGCUACCACAUGGACAUAAUCAGCGGCUUGCUUUUUUUAAAUGAGUGGACUAAAAGCAGUGAGCAAGACAGUCACAUGAGGAACAUUUAGGAUCCUGUUGACACCCACAGAAGUAUCAGUUGUAUUAUGUAAUAAUUUAUUAGGAUGCAGAGAUGUAUCAAGCCGCAUGGUACAUUUACACCACAACACAGAAGAGAUACAUACAAGGCGACAGUUCAGUGGUAUGUGCUAUACACAGAUGUUGCUGUAAUAUUCAUGCCAGACCAGUAGUUGGCGAUGUUACAUUGUAAGGGCAGCACUGCGCGUGCGCACCAAGGCUUGACUCGCUUACAGCAAACAUCCUUCGUUGGCACCUCUGUGAUAUGUUAAUGAAAACUUUGAAAUUAAUGGAUGGCAUUGUGUCUCAGGGCUCUUUGGAUUACUGAUAUCAAUCUCAGACAUCUGUCAUGAUUGGGUUGCCAGCAACAGCAUCACACUGCAAGAAGCUCAAGGGAACGGAAUGCCCUCAGGAGUGCUGUAUGCGGGAGUGAGGAUGUCAGUCAUUGCUGGCCGCACCAUGGAUUGGUCAUUGCAGUCACCAGUCCUCAUGCUGACAUGUCAAUCAUUACACAUGCAGCGAUUACCCUCAGAACGUUGCAGCUCAUAAGAGGAGGAGGAGGAGGAGGAGGACGGCGAUGAAUGACUUCUUCUGGGCAGGGGUCGACAACCUUCAGCAUCAAAAAAGCCAUUUAGGCCCAUUUCCACUAAAUAAAACCCACUUGGAGCCACAAAUCCUGUUUGACCACAGAAAUGAAGGUAACGCUAUGUAUAUUGUUUCCUUAAACGAAUUGUCACGUUCAUUUUCUGUCUUCCUGUGCCUCCUGGCGGAGUGACCAGCCACACCUGUUGCCACUUUGCAAUAGGUCAUGUUUCAUAAGAUCACCCUUUUCAGCAGUUGGGUGAAAGUUAUUAUCUCCUGAGGCGUUGUGUCGGCACACAUCUCCUCCUCUGUCGUUGUUCUCAUUCAUUAAGUAUUUCCACUGUUCAAUUUUUUUGCUCCAUUUUAUCCACAGCUUUAUUUAUGCUGCUGCGAAACCAUCCUGCCUAGCGUGACGUACGCCUCCAAAAAAUUCUAACCUUGCAUUGCGGUGAUGCAGACCGUAAUGGCUGUAAUUGGUCAGCUUUUAGUACAUUAUUUCCUGUGUUGAUAUGACUUCUUCAGACGGCAAACCUUCCCGCCUUCGCAAAGGCCUUCUCCAUCCAUUUUGGAUCAAUAUUUGCAAUAAAAAUGUUGUAACACGUCGACACUGCAGGCGCUCAACCCCGAUGCAGAACUUUGAAAGGCUCAUGAUGGCGUCAGAAGGGACGUAGUGACUUCACAGAAGCAUAAACCAGAUGGGACCACAGCACAAGGCUAAAAGAGCCGUGGGUUGCAGACCCCUGGUCUAGGGCCUAACCGAUUACUCGAUUACUUCCACCUGUAUAGUACUUUUGUACCUUGAAGGUACACAAACUGCUUUGACACUGUUACCUCAUUCACCUACUGAUGAUGCAGUAUCAAGAGCAGCUGGGGGUUUAGUAUUAAGCCCAAGGAUACUGAGGAUUGAACCCACAACCAUCAAGUUAGGGUGCAAUGCCACCUCACAUGAGCCCUAAAUGAGUGACAACAUCAUGACCAGCGUCUGCAAUUGCUUGGGAGAAGUGUGUCUCGGGUGAUAAACGUUAAAUGUCACACACCUGUCUAGAGCUGCAACGAUUAAUCGAUGGUUAAUCGAUUACCCAAUUAAUCAACAACUAUUUGAGGAAUCAAUUAAUCGUUUUUUGAUUUAAAUAUGAAAAUAUCCUCUGAUUUCAGCUUCUGAAAUGUGAAUAUUUUUUUAAUUUCCGUAGUCAUCCCUGAAAGCAGACCUAUUAUCUGUGCGUUCUAGUCAAAACAAGAUAUUCACACAUAUCAGCAUUAACUUUGGAAAACAGUGAUGGCCAUUUUUGCUUCUCUUCUGUUUUGUCGCGGACCCAGCCACGAACGGUAGGUGUUUGCUUCACAUGAAUGUGGUCCAUCAAUGGCCUAACCGAUUACUCCAUUAAUUGAAACAACAAGAUUCAGAUUAAUUGCCUAAAAGAAAUGAUACAUUGAUUGUAUUUUUGUAUACAUUUAUUUUUUACUGAAGUUAUUUGACAAACAUUAAAAUGUUUUAUUAUAUAACAUUAUUUUAACAGAAUAUUCAAGUGGCAACCUGGUGCACUUAUUUGCUUUGUCAGUUCAGGCGUGUACAGUAACUGUGGUAUAUUAGGCCUAGAUGGCAGUCGACCAAAAGCUGCUACUUUUAUCUUCUUAAAAUUACGAUUUGAGAUGGACAUUUUUAGCUGGUUGGUUGCUAGAUUUCGCACUAUUGUCACAAGUGAUGUAAUAUAGUGCAGGAGCCAGCAAAGACUUACAAUACUGGUGAGAAACCUUACGGCGCCAUAUGUGCCAACCAGUGGAAGAAUUUCAAGUUUGCUGAGUUUUCAAGUUUGCUCAAAGCUCUUUUUCUCCCCCCCCAAAUUUCCUUCAUGUGUCCAAGUCUCUACUUUAGGUUGCCCGCUGCUGCCAUCUCUUCAUCCCACGCACUAACAUGCACACACAAGGCCACAGCAGCUAUCAUAACAGUGCUCAGAUUACAUCGCGCAUGUGGGUGCGUGACUUCAUUCUUUGCCCAGAAGCCCAUUUCCCUCACUGGGACUUCCUGGACAGUAUAGAAUAACAGCAGUCAUCUUUGACGUUCUUCAGCAGUACUGAUAUGACACGGGCAAACUACAUCUGACAUUACAGUGCAGUCCAUGAAUGCAAAAGGAAAAGAAGUGGUUGCUCCGUGUAUGGUUUGGACACGAUGAAAGACUGAACCAAGUGAAACAUGCAAACAUCAAAGACACGCUUCUGCCUCGGCGCUCGCCUUUUUAGCGGAACCUGAAACAUGUUUGGACCAGAUUUCAGAAACAUAAGGAGUUUGGAAUGGGAUCAGGAGAAUAAUAAAGUGAGCCGUGAAGGCCACAUAAAGCCGCCGUUGGCCUUGUUGGAGUAAAUGAAUGCCCAUCAAAUGAAUUUGCACAAGGCUGACUCACGUAAACAAGACAAUAAGGACUUACAAGAAUCCAGACAGGAGACGAUGUCGUCAUCACAAUACCUGACCAGCAGCUGGCUGUGGCAGCUUCUCGUCGUGUUUCUGAAGCUCUGCCUUACUUUUGCUGGUCCACUGCGGCCACUCAACGGGACCGAAUGCACAGCCAAAGGCCCUGCUUCUUACAUUGUGGUAUUUACGGGUCACUGGAGCCCACAGGCCUUCCCGAAGCAGUAUCCACUGUUCCGGCCCCCUGCACAGUGGUCAAAACUCAUAGCGGUGAGCCAUAAUCGACAUUUUCGGCUCUGGGAGGAGGGUUCUCCGGCCGGUGCAGGGGUGCAGAACUUUGCUGAACUUGGAGUGACGGUGGAGCUGAUGAAGGCGGCCAAGGACGCUAGGAGGAGACGCUCAGUCGGCGCCAUGUACCGGACGGCCGGCAUCCCUAACGGAAUUGGGCACAGCUCCACAGAGCUGCUCAUGCAGCCCAGGAGCUCACUGCUGUCUCUGCUGGUGAAGAUGAUCCCCAGCCCGGAUUGGUUUGUUGGUGUGGACAGCCUUGACCUCUGCGAGGGUAAUCAUUGGAAACAGGAUGUGACCAUCGACCUCCAACCUUACGACGCCGGGACGGACAGCGGGUUCACCUUCUCCUCCCCCAACUUUCCCACCAGCCCCCGGGAAAAUAUUACAAAGAUCACCUCUCAGAUGCCAAACCACCCGGCCAACUCCUUCUACUAUCCACGCUUAAAGGAACUUCCACCCAUUGCCAGCAUAAAGAUCAUGCGGCAGAGCAGAUCCCUUCAUCGCCAAGUCCCCAUGUCCAAUCAUAUCUUCCCAAACUCCAUCAGUCCUCGGAGAUUCUCAGUGACACCCCUAGACUGUGAAGUGUCUCUCUGGUCAUCCUGGGGCUUAUGUCUGGGCCCCUGCUCCAAAGGCGGCGUCCGCCAUCGCACACGCUACAUCCUCCUACGACCGGCCAACGCUGGCGUGCCCUGUCCUGAGCUGGAAGAACAGGCUGAGUGCAUACCACACAGCUGCAUGAAGCUCCAGUAACCCACAGAGCACAGGUGCUGCCAGUAUUCAACACUGGGACUCAUUAUUACUGCUGGACUGAGAAACCGUACUGUGUUAUUUCUCUGUAAUGCAAUGGAUUUCUCUCCCUGUCAAGACUGCAUUCAUUAUUUUUUUGUGUUUAUUAUCUCCUUCGAUGAGUGUAGCGGAGUAUUGGACCAAUGUUGCUUUACAUGGCAAGAGAGAUGCUCUUGCAGUCGUCAUAACAUACAGUGUGCUCGGCAACCUUUCAAAAACAACCUCACACACCCCACACCCAAAUUGCCGAAAAGGCUUGAAACAUUUAGCUCAGCUAAACUGUAAGCUGGGCUAUUUUUAUAGCAAGAUGCUUUUGUUUUUGUUUUUUUACAGAAAGAAAGAAUAUUUGUGUUUUGAUCUAUUUUGUUAUUUUAAUGUGGAAGUUUUUGUAUAUACUAUAUUGUAUUACUCAUGAAUAAAUGUGGAGUGUUUUUCAGGUAGGACAUUUCUGUGUGGUUUUCAGCAUCAUUAUACAAAGCUAAACGUUUUCUUUGGGACAGACAACAUUCUGGAUCUGCACUAUUGACACUUUACUUGUAUCCAGCCAUAGAAGUUGCAGUGUAUGUGCAAAAUUAACACAACUUGCAUGUAUGUAUCAAUGCCAGCCGCUAUUAUGGGGGAUUAUCUGAUCAUAUCACAAGGAAAUAAAUCAAUUAAGUCAAUUAUUUAUUCUUUGUUGACCCCAAAGGGCAAGCUGACUUCCCUCUCUCUGCUGCAAAUAGAUGUUUUUGGGUUUGUAGCGCCCCACAGUGGUCACUAAUGGUACUGCACUUAGAACAAACCCCACCUGAAAUCAUGAAGUCAUAUCUCAUUGUGUCACAGUCGUCACAUCAUAUAUUUUUCAUAAAAAUGCGUGUAUACGUAAAUCAAUCAAUUUCUGGUGUAUUUGCAGGCAAUUGACUGGCAAAAAUGGCCUUUUAAAGCCACAUGAGAGGGUCAGAUGAUUAGACACACCUCAGGAUGAUGCAGUAAAAACGGACAAAAGUUGUGCAUGUUUAUAGUAAGACCUUUGCAGUGUUUCUUAAACUAGCUCGUAUUAGAGCAUUGCUUGAGUGCUUUACUUAAACCUGCUACAUCAUUUUACUCGACAUACUGAUAGGCUAUACAAGCUUUUCGUGUUGUGAGGGAGUACUGACGUUUUGAGGUCAUAUCUGUCCUCUCGUUGAAAAAAUAUUGCUUGGCAUUCUGCAUGCUACAUACUUUUUGCUCUGUUUUUCAAUUUCUACAAUGUGCUGAGGGCAGCAAAUGGCCCCCGGCCCGCAUUUUGGAGACCUCUGCUGUAUUUUAUCGGGGAGCCGUGUGCGUAAUUUAUCUGUGGUGCAUUUAAGGAACAGUUCUCUAUAACCGACAUAUCCGAACUGCCCUUUUUGCCGUGUGGUUGGUGAAUAACCUUUGCUCUAAUUAUGAUGCCCUAGUGAUAUAAUC